UCCGCCUCCAAAAUUCCCCAACCAGCACGGCGAAAAUUCCCCACGAUCCCGUGCCAAUCUCCACUGGUUUUGCUCGAGGUAGGUGAGGCCAUGCCUUCGAGGAGCAAGUGCAACCGCGUCGCCGACGAGGAGGAGGAGGAUGAGGAGAUUGUCGCCGUCUCCUCCGACGCCGACGAAUCGGAGCCGGAGUCCGCGGUGGGGAGCGGUGCGGAGGAGGAGGAGGAGGAGGACGACGACGACUACGUGGGGGAGAGCAGUGACGCGGGCGGGGGCAGCGGUGACGGCGAUGAGGAAGGAGGUAGCGGCGACAUUGGCGAUGGCGAGGACGGCGGGGGGCGAGUUCGGAGCGCGCGUCGCGGCGUGACGGCGCCCGAUCUGGAGAGAAAAUCGCAGAACGUGGAUGCCCUUGUCAGGGGAAAUCUGGUUGUAAGAAGGCAGCCACUUAUUCCACGCAUUCUUUCAGUUUCUGAUGCGGCAGCGAUAGCUCGAAAACCAUUCAAACCUCCCUGUCAAAAUGGAUACAGUGAAAAUAAUGAGCAACUUUCUCGGCGUCUUUCGGCUCGUAAAAGAUUUGUCCCAUGGGGUUCGGUUCAGCCAUUUGCAGUUACAAAUAUUCUUCCACGGUCACCUGCUGUUGCUAGUGAUGAUUCUGUAGAAAAGGAAGAAACUCUUCCACCAGGCAUAGAGCCAUUGAUUUUGUGGCAGCCUGAGGGGUGUGACAAGGAAAACAAUAAUUUUUCUGCAAUUGAGGUUGAUCACUUGCUUGUACGUUACCUUCGACCCCAUCAAAGGGAAGGAGUUCAGUUUAUGUUUGAUUGUGUAUCUGGGUUAUUAAAUGAUGAUGGAAUAGCUGGUUGCAUUUUAGCUGAUGACAUGGGAUUGGGGAAGACUUUACAGUCGAUAACUUUACUAUACACCCUUCUUUGCCAAGGAUUUGAUGGUAAGCCAAUGGUUAAAAGGGCUGUCAUCGUAACACCCACAAGUUUAGUUAGCAACUGGGAAUCUGAGAUAAUUAAGUGGUUAAAAGGCAGAGUGCAGCUGCUUGCUCUUUGUGAAAGCACACGCGCUGACGUUCUUUCUGGAAUUGAAAGUUUCUUAAAACCUUUGAGUCGUCUUCAGGUACUCAUCAUAUCUUAUGAGACCUUCCGCAUGCAUUCUUCAAAAUUUGAGAGGCCAGGAAGCUGUGACCUCCUGAUAUGUGACGAGGCCCACAGGCUGAAAAAUGAUCAGACCCUAACCAAUAAAGCCUUGGCUGCCCUUCCUUGUAAACGGCGUGUCCUGUUAUCAGGUACCCCAAUGCAGAAUGAUCUGGAGGAAUUCUUUUCAAUGGUAAAUUUCACAAAUCCAGGUGUUCUGGGGGACGCUUCAUAUUUCCGUAGAUAUUAUGAAGCACCAAUCAUUUGCGGAAGAGAGCCCACAGCAAGUGCAGAAGAAAAGAAUUUGGGAUCUGAAAGAUCUGCAGAGCUCAGUGCCAAAGUAAAUCAGUUUAUAUUGAGACGGACGAAUGCCCUGUUAUCCAAUCACUUGCCCCCAAAGAUCGUUGAAGUAGUAUGCUGCAAGUUAACUUCUUUGCAGACUACACUGUACAAUCACUUCAUACAUUCAAAAAAUGUUAAACGCUUGAUAUCUGAAGAAACAAAGCAAUCCAAAAUUUUGGCUUAUAUUACUGCUCUUAAGAAGUUAUGCAACCAUCCAAAGCUGAUCUAUGACACCAUAAAAAGUAAUAAUUCAGGGGGUUCUGGUUUUGAUGACUGCUUGCGUUUUUUCCCUCCGGAACUGUUUUCAGGAAGAUCUGGAUCAUGGACUGGUGGAGAAGGGAUGUGGGUAGAACUGUCUGGCAAAAUGCACGUGUUGGCUAGAAUACUGGGGCACCUCCGCCAGAAAACUGAUGAUCGCAUUGUUCUUGUAUCAAAUUAUACCCAGACAUUAGAUCUAUUUGCACAAUUAUGUCGGGAAAGGAGAUACCCAUAUAUUAGGCUUGAUGGAGCAACAUCCAUUAAUAAAAGGCAAAAAUUGGUGAAUCAAUUCAACGAUCUAUCCAGAGAUGAGUUUGUCUUCCUACUCAGUAGCAAGGCAGGUGGUUGUGGGCUCAAUUUGGUAGGUGGAAAUCGAUUGAUUCUCUUUGACCCUGAUUGGAACCCUGCCAAUGAUAAGCAGGCUGCUGCUAGAGUAUGGAGAGAUGGACAAAAAAAGAGAGUGUACAUAUACAGGUUCUUAAGCACAGGAACCAUUGAGGAGAAGGUAUAUCAGCGUCAGAUGUCAAAAGAGGGUCUCCAAAAAGUUAUUCAACAAGAACAAGCAGAUGGCAAAAUGAAGGGAAGUUCUCUUUCAACAGAAGAUCUGCGUGAUCUGUUUACCUUCCAUGAACAAGUCAGUUCUGAGAUACAUGAAAAUUUGAAGUGCAACCGUUGUAGCAAGGAUGACUGUAUGGUUCUCGAUGGUAGUGAAUUUGAAUCAGCAGCCACCGAGCACGAGGCUUUUAAUUCAGGAGGAAAAGAUUAUGUUGAUAUUGGUGGGUUCGGAGAGAUCUCUGGAUGUGUGCAGAAAAUGAAAAGUUCGAAUCAACAGAUUGGAAGACCUUCUGAAGAAGAUUUAGGAAGUUGGGGCCAUCAUUCUGAUCCAUCAACUGUACCUGAUACUAUACUCCAAUGUUCUGCUGGUGAUGAGGUUUCUUUUGUUUUCACAAACCAGAUUGACGGGAAACUUGUUCCAGUUGAAUCUAUUGCACGACCUGCAACUCAUCGAACAAAUGAAAUGACAGUUAGUGCAGAAAAAGAUGUGGGGAAAAUCAAUCCUUCUAAUGUAACCGGAACCGAAAAACAAUCUCUACUUGGAAAAAAAUUGAAGAUGAUGGGAUUCAAUUUAAAGCAUUCAUCUAUAAAAUGUCCAAUGAAGUCCAGAAGAAUGCUGCCAAACUGCUUGCAAGGGCUUAGCAAAACCAGUCUAUCUUCAGAUCAUCAAUGAACUAAGAAGCUUCACCUUAGUUCUGACGUAUCUGAUGAUGAUUUUGUUUGAGUGUAUCAUCUGCUAAUUUUGUUUAUAUCAUGUGAAUGCCACGCUCUCCUGAAGGAUUGGCCUGUCAAUGGGAAUAUUGCAUACUAUUGAGUUAAAGAGACAUCUGAAUUCUGAAGCUUUCUUCAUGUGAAAUGAUGCAUGCAAUUUGGUGUGCUGACAAGGAAUCUGAAGCGUCCUUCAUUGUAAAGUCCACAUACAAUUCGAUUAUUUCAAGAGAAAAAAGGAUCCAUGGAUGGAAAUGUUUGGAAUGAGGUUGGUUCUAUGAUUGUACUACAAGCUUCUCCCCCAUGGCCUUGGGAAUUUUAAACACCAUGCCUAAAGGUUUUAAGAGAAUAGCCAUUACCCAAAUAAAGGUUCAGAAAAGAGUGAGAUCUGCCAUAAGGAUAGGAGACCAACAGAAAGAUUUAAGCUUGUUAUUCCGACAAGCGACUAGACCAGACAUUUGGAUGGACAAGCAUUACUGUUGAACAAGAACUCUUUGACUGGUCCAUUGUGACUUGUUGGAGGCACAGGACCAAGGACUCUCGUUAUCAUUGGUUAUGGAGAUGGAGCCAAAAUGAAGAGGAUUCUUGGGGAUCACAUGGUCCUAUUCCGAGAGGUCGAUGUCGCCAGCUCACACUACUAAUAAACCCGUCUAGUAUCGGUCAAAUGAUUUUGGUGCCUACCUUCUUCACCUGUUGGUUGCCAUCUGAUUCCACUUUCGGACAUGGUUAAGCUAUCCAGUUUUUCUUAUGGUAACUCUGCAUGUGUGUGCAAUUGUACGAAGCUCAGUUUUCCUUUUCUUUACUCUAUAGAAUGUUACAAAGAAUUCUGUAUUCAUUUUUCUACCAGAAUGCUAACUGCACAAAUUUUGGAGAUAUCUACAUUGGUGUCCUACUCGUCAUUUAAUAUAGGGUUUCUUCAUUUGAGCUGGAUUUAACCAUCCCUGGCUUAAGCCAGCA
Oryza brachyantha (malo sina) is the source of this 3956-nucleotide messenger RNA. RefSeq names its product DNA repair and recombination protein RAD54. Gene Ontology annotation, molecular function: ATP binding; DNA translocase activity; ATP-dependent chromatin remodeler activity. The record is from RefSeq and is a predicted model, not a curated record. The transcript has 24 exons. Gene Ontology annotation, cellular component: nucleus. Gene Ontology annotation, biological process: double-strand break repair via synthesis-dependent strand annealing; reciprocal meiotic recombination. NCBI's taxonomy places the organism in Eukaryota, Viridiplantae, Streptophyta, Magnoliopsida, Poales, Poaceae.